Molecule: messenger RNA, 1487 nt
Organism: Poecilia reticulata (guppy)
Lineage: Eukaryota; Metazoa; Chordata; Actinopteri; Cyprinodontiformes; Poeciliidae
Source: RefSeq, a predicted model, not a curated record
GAAACGUUUUCAGAUGUCUGCAGGUUUUCUGUAUUUGUGGACUUCACAGCACAAUGACUGUGAGUAAUUGGUCUAGUAAUAAAAUCUUUUUGUUGGUGCCUUUGAUAAGAGCCUCUAAGGAAUCAUGGUUUUAAUAAUGUUGGCUGAUCGGCAAUCGGUCGAUAUUUACGUGUGAAGCUGAUCGUCAGUAGAAUAAUACUGGAACAUUGACGAUGUAUCGUGACAAUAAAACACCGGAGCAGGUCAGUUGAAAACAAAGAUCAAAAUCGGCUGGUCAGGAUUUGUAAAGGUCACUGAUCAGAAAUCUGUGAUCGUUGCAGUGUUGCUAACAGCUGGUCACUGAAGGAAGCAGUAAAUCCUUCAGUCACUGGUUCAAAGUCACGGGAUUUGAACCAGUGACUUUUGUCUGCCAGCUGAUUUAACUCAACUUUGAACCUCUGAAAGAAGCAGAAUAGAAAAGGAGACAUGAAUCCAGGUGUGUUUGUUUCAUCAGUCACUGUUUUCAGACAUUUCCAGAGGACUCCUCUGUCCCUGCCAGCUGAUUCUGUCCCGGUUGGACUUCGGGCCAAACGUCCUGCUGGUUCUGUCUGAGUCUGACUGAUGCUGCUGCCCUUCAGAGGAACACAGAACUUUAAAGGUGGAGAAAAAAGAUUCCAACCUGCAGAUCAAACCUUCAGCCGUCAUGGAAGAAUUCAGGAAGGAAACGUCCUGCAGACGGAUCAGAGCUGAGAGAGGAGAAGAGGCGAAGAUAUGAUGAGGAGGCAGAGGAGCUCCGUCACCAAGGAGGAGCUCCGUCACCGAGGAGGAGCUCCAUCACCAGAGAGGAGCUCCGUCACCAAGGAGGAGCUCCAUCACCAGAGAGGAGCUCCGUCACCAGAGAGGAGCUCCGUCACCAAGGAGGAGCUCCAUCACCAGAGAGGAGCUCCGUCACCAGAGAGGAGCUCCGUCACCCAGAGAGGAGCUCCGUCACCAGAGAGGAGCUCCGUCACCAAGGAGGAGCUCCAUCACCAAGGAGGAGCUCCGUCACCAGAGAGGAGCUCCGUCACCAGAGAGGAGCUCCGUCACCCAGAGAGGAGCUCCGUCACCAGAAAGGAGCUCCGUCACCAAGGAGGAGCUCCGUCACCAGAAAGGAGCUCCGUCACCAAGGAGGAGCUCCGUCACCAGAAAGGAGUUCCGUCACCAGAGAGGAGCUCCGUCACCAAGGAGGAGCUCCGUCACCAGAGAGGAGCUCCAUCACCAGAGAGGAGCUCCGUCACCAGAGAGGAGCUCCGUCACCAGAGAGGAGCUCCGUCACCAGAGAGGAGCUCCGUCACCAAGGAGGAGCUCCGUCACCAGAGAGGAGCUCCGUCACCAGAGAGGAGCUCCGUCACCAGAGAGGAGCUCCGUCACCUGGUUGUUGAUCAAGUGACUUUUGUGAUGAAAAAAGUAUUUUCUUGGUAGUUUAGUGAAAUAAGCUACACCUCAUUCACCUAUUUUUUUUUUAUUAA